Messenger RNA from Linnemannia hyalina, 600 nucleotides. NCBI's taxonomy places the organism in Eukaryota, Fungi, Mortierellomycota, Mortierellomycetes, Mortierellales, Mortierellaceae. The record is from the annotation of a GenBank genome assembly.
AUGAAGAACAUCGACAUGGUCCUUGAAGGCUCGACUGACAAGAUUACCUACGAAGUCUUGAUGAACGAGCUGCCCUAUGUCAAGGCAGUCUUCCACGAGACCCUGCGACUGCACACACCCGUCCCCAAGAACGUCAAGCAGGCCGUCGAUGACGAUAUACUCCCUGACGGCACACGAAUCUACAAGGGCGAGCUCGUCGCGUUUUCGAACUGGUGUAUGGGCCGCAACAAGGCUGUUUGGGGGAUCGAUGCCGAACAGUUUGUCCCUGAGCGAUGGCUAGUCUCUUCGGACACUGGUCGCCCUGGUUUAACGGUGAACCAUGCGACCGGCCGACGAGUGAGCCCCUUUAGCAAAUUCAAGCCGGAGAGUCAGUUCAAGUUUAUCACUUUCAAUGCGGGCCCACGUUUGUGUCUGGGCAUGACGUUUGCGCAGUUGGAGGCGAUGGCGACAACCUGUAUCCUGUUGCAGAGGUACACGUUCAAAUUGACGCCGGGUCACUGUGGGCCGAUGUUCAAGGGUUCACUGACGCUACCGAUGAAGGAGGCGUUGAUGACUGUUGUUACCAAGCGGACGGAUGUCCCUCUUUCCUGGUGCGUCUGA